CCGGGAACCCGGAAGUGUCCAUGCUGGUCAUGGCGGGCUGUAUUGGGGACCCCUGUGGGCUGCUGUGUAUUCUGCUGACUUACCUCAGCUUGGGCUAUGCGGACUAUGUCAUCCUCAGGCAUAUCCUGCUGGCAUCCUACGCAGAGAGUUUCUGGUGUCCUCUUCAUGCUGCUGGAUUCAACGUGGUAGUGUUUAUGCUGCUGGCAUGCCACACUAGAGCUGUGUUCUCUGAUCCAGGCACUGUCCCAUUACCAGAUACAGCCAUUGAUUUCUCAGACCUCCGUUCUAACACGCCACGCAAAAGUGACAGGGGAAAUGAGGACUGGACAGUGUGUAACCGCUGCGAGACGUACCGACCCCCUCGUGCACACCAUUGUCGAAUUUGCCACCGCUGCAUUCGGCGUAUGGAUCACCACUGUCCCUGGAUUAAUAACUGUGUAGGGGAGCUGAACCAGAAAUACUUCAUCCAGUUCCUCUUUUACACUGGACUGGCAAGUCUCUACGCUAUGGGCUUAGUCAUUGUCACAUGGCUGUGGCCCCCAAAGAGAUCAACAGUGGAUGAAUCAGACAAGGAAGCUGUGCAUCUUAACCACGUGCAGCUAGCCCACUGCAUCCUCCUACUCAUAGAAUCUGCCCUCUUCGGCCUUUUCGUCACCGUUAUUUUUUAUGAUCAGAUUGUGUCUAUCAUUAAUGAUGAGACUCCCAUCGAGCAGCUGAGGAAUCGACUCUUAAAAGAAGCACGUAAAGAGGUCACUCACACUCGCAAACCGAAGAUGGCUCUGCUCCGGGAAGUGUUUGGCAGAGGUUAUGCCAUCUGCUGGUUUUUCCCAUGUAACAGUCCCCCAACUUCAGGAGGUCCAGCUUACAGCUACCUUCCCGACUAUGAUGUUUGACAGCCUGGAGUUAUUUUUUCCCCUACAACUGUCUACAUUCUACUUUUAAACUACAGGUCAAAGAAGGGAGACGAUGACCCAGUGUUAUCAGAACAUUCUAUUUCCCAACUUUCUCCUCUUUCUACUGGUAUGGUAUCUGCAAACAUUCUGCUGCUGGAAACACUUGGAUUUUGCAGUUUAUCCUUUUCUUGUUUUUGUUUUUAAAUAUUUUAACCACUUGGUAUUGUCCUCACCUCUCUCUUGCUGAUAUUGUCCUAUGCUCUGCAUGAUGGACCUGUCUGCUCGUGGUGAGUCUUUGUUUUCAUGACGGUGAAUAUAUAGUCCAUCAGAAGACUUUACUGAGCUGCUUCUUGAUAUGAUUUGUUGCACUGUAAUUGGGUCCCUAUUUCUGACUCCACAUAUUUCAAGAGACCUCACUAAUAUCAUCCAUAACUGAAUGAAAAGCACCUAGCCUGGGAAAUGGCGGUUUGGCAAGGAGUUAGGCCAACCACUGCUGUUUUAGGCACAUGGUAUAGAGGUGGCAUUAAUCUCCCACUACACAAUACUAUGACGGCAUUACGUGGUAAAUAUAUCUCUAAAGACUACUACAUGUUUGAGUAUAGUUGGUUGGCUCCCUGCUGUAUCACUUUUGUGAGUAUGUUUUCCUAUUGCACUAUACCUUCUGCAGUCUGUUUUUGUCUGCUGUUCUAUAUCUUUUGUAGCUAUUUUUAUUCCCUUCCAGAAGACUGUCUAUUUCCUGAAAGUCUAUACACAAGGAUGGUACAUCUGCCCUUAUCUGCCAUCUCCAAUUUAUUCCUCCAUAAUGUGUAACGUGCAAUGAUCAUUGGUAACAGAACAUUGUGCUACUAGAGUAAGCAUUCUGUGUGCAAUGGAUACGUAUCGAUUGUUUUUGUGCCAGGAAUUUAUUUAAUAUGUUGGGUCAAGCUGUAUAAUUUUUGGUUCCACGGUAGUAAUUGGAUUACUAUUCCAAGAAUCAUGUGAAUUGUAGUAUAACAGGAUUGGAGUACCAAGGUGAAAAAUACUUGGUCUUCGAUGUUAACAAAUGCCGAGAAGACUUUGACGUUUUUAAAAAAAAAAAGAAAAGAAAAGAAUCCUUAUGCUCCUUUUCCUCUCCCUCCCAAACUGCAGUGUUUCCCAUUUUUACUCCAUGACCUCCUGACAAUCAGGAUGCUAUGACUUUCUAGUUCAGCCAUAGGAUUUUCCAUUUAGGAAGCUGACGUUUGAACUACAACUCCCAGAAACGCAGUUACAUAAGACAAGCAUCCUGUUCUGUUUAGCUCUCGUUGGUGAAUAUCUUGAAUGUCUGUAGCAAUUGCAGUAACUC
Messenger RNA from Pelobates fuscus (common spadefoot toad), 2217 nucleotides. RefSeq names its product palmitoyltransferase ZDHHC3-like. The record is from RefSeq and is a predicted model, not a curated record. Gene Ontology annotation, molecular function: palmitoyltransferase activity. The transcript has 9 exons. NCBI's taxonomy places the organism in Eukaryota, Metazoa, Chordata, Amphibia, Anura, Pelobatidae. The coding region runs from base 21 to 893 and encodes 290 amino acids.